Messenger RNA from Geodia barretti, 5553 nucleotides. NCBI's taxonomy places the organism in Eukaryota, Metazoa, Porifera, Demospongiae, Tetractinellida, Geodiidae. The record is from the annotation of a GenBank genome assembly.
UAUUGCCCGAGAGCUCUAGAGAUCCAGCGGCUAGAGAGAGCGAGAUUACGCUUUUCCAUGGCUUUUCCGUUUGAAGUGUGCAACGUUUGCCUUGAUAAGUAUGGGAAAAUCAAGCAUAAAGUCCAGUCGUUGGUGGAAUCAAGGUGUUUACGGCAGCCGAACCCACACAAGGGCGUCACUGUCCGAGUCAGAAUCGUUGAUGGCAUCUUGGAACCAAGAGUCCGCCCAAUGGCAAAAGUUUUUUUCAGAGGUUACUUUGUAUACUGUGAUCCAGACAGAUGCAUAGGAGAGCGUUGCACAUUUCCGCACUGCUCAAAGGAGAAGGAGGAAUGGAAUGCUCAAAAAUUUUCCAUCUCCGUCAGUUCGCCGCCAGUCAGCGCCCCGACCUCUUCACCUUCAAUACCAGUCCAGCCGGUUUCUACUGAUAGUGCAGACAACAGGAAGAUGGAUUCACCAAAGGAUCCCUGGCCAGAUUUUCCUGGUUUGGAGGCCCUCUAUAAAGAGGAUCUGCUGCAGCAACAAAGUCCUCGGGAGACUGCUCCAGGGAUAUCCACUCCAAAUAUGACUACCACUGUCACCCUCCCACCACAAAUCCAGUCACAGGGGGUUGUCAGCGCAAGUCUCUCUUCAGCAAACUCCUCUUCAGCCUAUUCGCAAACGAUGCAAGGGGCGGUUAAAGCAACACAACAACAGCCAAUGCUUUUACAAAGAAUGCAACAAAUGCCACUACAACCAAGGCAUACAUUGCCACCAUCGCCACAGCAACAAAUGCUUGCAGAAGUAUUGGCAGCACCAUCACCAGAAAGUGUUUCAAAGGCAACUGCUCCACAGCAAAGUUCAAUAUUUCACAAGCACCUUGUGGUUGGCAACUACCAUCAAAGGUUCCGGGAAUUGCUAAAAUCAGAGGAAAUUGCUCAUUCACAGCUUUUGAAAGAAAGAUGUGAUGAAAAGUAUGUACUCUGCCUGCACCAGGCAGGGCAGAAACCGGAAGAAUUAAACAUAAGGCCUGAUCAUGCUCGUUCUGGGUACCUCAAGGGAAUGGGCUGCGACGAAGUCAGCUAUGCUACUCAGUCGGCUAGCUCUGCAGUCGUUGAAUUGGGACAGUGCAGCGUCCAGUGUGACAUACUGCAAGAAAACAUGCGUCAUGCUGAAGAACGUCUCUAUGUUGGGUUCAAGAAAGAAGCAGUUCAAUUUCUUCUCUCACAUUUCGGUCAGCAAGGAAAAAGGGCCUUCACCUCUCCGGCACCACUGCCUGUUCAUUUUCGGUUGAAAUUAUCCUAUUUUCGAUCUCUGAAAGAGUCAAUUAGGCAGUUGCAGAAAGAUGCUAUUUCACGCAUCAUCCCCAGCUCAACUAAUUUCACUCCCAUCAAAAAUGCAGAAAGUGGUAUGUUGGAAUCCUACCGCGAAUAUUGUUCUCCUGAUCAGUAUGAAGCCUUGAAAGUGGUAACCUCUACCCCAGCAGCUGGUCCACCUGUUCUUAUUGCUGGACCUUUUGGCACAGGGAAAACCCGUGUACUUGCUCUUGCCUCACACUACUCAGUUGAAGAGAGCGUCUCCAAGAACAGUCGCCUUGCAAUACUUGUGUGCACGCAGCAACAAACAUCAGCAGAUGCUUUCCUUGCAAUGUAUAUUAAUCUUACAAGCAUGAAAGAAGAAAUAACGAUUUUUAGAUUACAACCGAAAUACCCAACCCAAAAUAACAGAUUCACAAAAACGGUUGAUAGCUUUAAAAAAGAAAUCAAAAGAAACUCUUUUCGAAGUCGGCAACGAUAUUUAAUUGUCACUACAUGCUUAACAGCCAAGCAGAUAGCCGAUGUUCUUCCCUCGUGGUUUAUCACACACAUCUUUCUGGAUGAAGGGGCUCAGAUGAGGGAGCCUGAAGCAGUGGCUCCUCUCUGUAUGGCUAGUAAAGACACAAAGAUUGUGAUCGCCGGGGACAAAUUUCAGGUUGGUCCAGCAAUUCUGGUGUUGGGGGAGGAGCCUCAGAAGUACGGUCUCUCCGUAUCUCUCCUGGAGCGGCUCUAUGAUCUCUACCAGGAUCUGGGAGACGUGGCAAAACCCUACUGUGCCCAUCUCUCCACCAACUUCAGAUGCCAUUCUGCAAUUGUAAACCUAGCCCGGCAGGUUGCUUACAAGUCCCCACUUGCAUGUGGUGUACGUGACCACAUAGCGCACCCGAUUGCCCCAUUUCCACUAUCGUUUGUGUGUACCAGCCUCGACCAUGAUGUCAAAGAGACCAAGGACAGCAUCUGUGAAAUCGAAGUGAAAGCUGCCCUUAAAGAAGCGUCAUAUUUUAUCAUGAAAUGGCCAGUGGAUCACUGGGGAGAGAGAGAUAUCAGUAAAAUGUGCUUUCUAUCUCCCUGCAGGGGACAGGUUAGUGCUCCUUUUACACGGCCCAUGUCAAGGUUCAUAAUUAUUGGCAAGGAGAAUAAUUAACCCUCGGUACACAUGCGCAGCGAGGGUUACAGUACUUGGUUCGUAAGUGUGUCUGUCCUUCCGUCCGUCUGUCUGCCUGUCUGUUUGUCUGUCUGUUACCAGGUUUUCUGCCACCACACGGCCGAAGAUCAAUAGUAACAGGUUCAGCGCUACACUGGCUUGAUUUUACAAAGGCGAUUUUCUACUGCGUUCUAAAGUUAUGGCGUGAAAACCAAGUGAACAAGCCAAUAUGCUAAUUAGCACAGGCUUACCUUGACUGGGUCCGCUUGCUCAGCUCUGAAGGCACAAGAAGUCACAACUAAGGGUGUGUAUCGACUCCUGCAUGCUAUCUACUACUGUAGCUAGCCCGUCUCAGACUCUCUGUGUGCAACUAGCGGGAGACCACGAGUAAUAGCCCAGGCCAUCAAUUAGCGGUGACUGUUGCACGGGGAGCAAAGGAAAGGAAUUUGUCCCCUCAAGUAAAACAUGUCCGAAAGCUGGCAACAUACCAGAUUCAAGGCCAGGAAUUCAGAGCUCUGUUCAUAAGCACCUCAGAGCCCACUACGCCAGACGGAGAAACGCGCGAUUCCAGAAGGAGCAUCUCAGACCCAGCAGUCUUCAUUACUGCCAUCACUCGGGCCAGAUCACUGGUAGUGGCUGUGGGGAACCCAUUCAUGCUACUCAGGAGGGAAGAGCACAUGGUGAAGAAAUACGGGGAACGUGGCCACUGUUGGAGCCUCUUCCUUAAGGCCUGCAUUGACAACGGAACACUCUCAGUCUACCAGGGAGAAUCUGACGACACACGUACUGGCCUUGAGCGACUAAAGAGGAUGAUCCAUGAACUGGUGUCUCACCUUCAUUUACCUCCACCGCUUGAAGAUUCAAAUGAGACCAGGAAAAUUGCUCCCUCUGUCAUUAUCGUUCCUGAAACACCCACCAAGGUCUCUCCGGCUUCUCCACAACACACUACAGUGGACACUUCAACAGAACUUCAUGAGUUCAAAGAUCAUGUGUAUGAAGAAGAACUAGGACAAGGUGGAUUUGGAGUUGUUUGUAGAAUGCAACACAAGGUCGAUAAGAAAAGAUAUGCAGUGAAGAUUGUUAGACUCUGUGAUAGACCCGAUGAAGAGCAGAAAGUGAUGCGAGAAGUUGAGGCACUAGCCCGAUUGGAUCAUCCCAACAUUGUCCGAUACUAUGACUCCUGGAAGUCAAGGGCACCACCAAAUUGGCAGCAAAUUUCCCCAUGGAAACAGCUCCCCAGCAGUUACUCUAUGUCAUAUCCCAGUGGGAGACGGACAGGAGAAACUGAAAGUCAGAACGCAGCCCCAGAUGCCAGUGCUACUCUGAGUCCCUACAUCAGCUCCAACUCAUCAGAAUCAGGACCUACAGCAUCAGAAGCUGCUGUGGUUGAAUAUAGCACAGUUGAUGUGCUUCAUGGCGAUGCUCCUGAAACUGAAAAAAGGAAAAGCUUGAACCCUUUGAGGCUGGACCCAGAGCCUCCAGUUUGCUUGUGUAUCAAGACAGAGCUGUGUGAGCGGGAAACAUUGAAGGCAUGGCUGAGAGCACACAAGGAAGACAGAAAGCGAAAGGAGGUCACUGCCUGGUUUGUUGAGAUAUUGAAGGGUGUGAUGUACAUUCACUGUGAAGGUCUGAUUCACAGAGACCUCAAACCAUCAAACAUCUUUUUCUCCCUUAGUGGAAGGAAAAUUAAGAUAGGUGAUUUUGGUCUUGUGACAACUUCACAAGUUGACUUGGGUGAAGCAGCAUCUCACAAGAGCAAUUAUGUUGGCACAAGUUACUACAUUAGCCCUGAGCAGAACAAAAAGGAAAACUAUGGAAGGGAGGUGGAUAUUUAUGCACUUGGCAUAACUUUUUUCGAAAUGAACUACCCAUUCAUUACUGAUAUGGAAAAGGAUAAGGUCCUAACUGCACUGCGAAAUGAUGGAAUAUUCCCUAAACACUUUAAGGAUCAUCUUUACCACGAGGCAAACAUUAUAAAAUGGAUGUUGACUGUGGACCCACAAAAAAGGCCAUCAGCAGAAGAAGUUUUCUCAAGUGAAACAAUGAAAAGACUGCAGAGGAGUUCUAACAAAAGCAAAGCUACCAUUCCUCUACUGUAGAAACCAAGCUAGCUAACAUGUCUUCUUGUGUUUUUAGUGGAAGGCUGUUGCUGCGCGCGUGAUCACGCAAACGUCACUCAGCGGCGCGGCGCAAUGGUAUAUUUGCGCAUGCGUAUUGAGACGCGAGACGGCUGGCGACCAUGUGCGGUUCGUAACUGCAAGUUUCGUUGCUGCAGAGCUGUAGUUACGCAUCAAUGACAGACAAAGACCGAACUGUUAGCGCAUUCGCAGGUGUCCGCUCACUGCACCCGCUGGUAGUGGGCCACAUGUGCAAACAAGGGACGCGAACUUUCGCAUUUGCAAAGCGAUACUUCGCCCUCUACGACGGUGGUCUGCUGGCGUACUACGACCACGAGCGAGACUACACGAAGGACGUGAAAAGGCACAAAGGAGUUCCUCUCAACUGUACACUGGUAAAGCUAGACGGUGCGUAUGUGACCAGACCCAAGGCUCCUCCUCACGGGAUAAAGCAUUGCUUUAUCCUACACGCACCAGAAAAAUCUAACCAUAGAGAUGGGUUUCUCCUGGUGUGCCAGAAAAAGAAGGACAUGAACAUAUGGAUUGAGCACCUUGUGGCCCAGAACACAAACGCGGCUCUCACAGCUAGCAUCAAGAAGCAGAAGAUCCACCCCUACAUCCUGAGACUGAGGCUCCAAAACUCUACUAAUGGAAGAAGAAGACCAAGGAAGUGGCACUCUAUCUCUGACCUGAACUCAGACUGGCUGAAGAGAGCCAGCUACACCGGGACCCCUGGAGAGGUCGCCUCCACUUUUCACGUGGCCUCUGAAACAAAGAUGUUAGAGUCACCGAACUAAGAGUAAACAAUGUCGACCAGCUACACAACCUCUCACCUUCAGGCCAGAAAAUCGGGAAUGCGGAGAGGAAUGUUGAUGACAGUGUUACAGCAGUAUGCACAGGAGCAAGAUGUCUGGCGGGGAAAGCCCGGAGAGAGUAUUCCACCUCUUACUGGUGCCAUACCAGCUGAUGAGAAACACAAGUGUAAACCAGAGGACCAGGU